This is a messenger RNA of Teleopsis dalmanni, 1663 nucleotides long. It is a transcript of the gene Fuca, whose product is annotated as putative alpha-L-fucosidase. Gene Ontology annotation, biological process: fucose metabolic process; glycoside catabolic process. The record is from RefSeq and is a predicted model, not a curated record. Gene Ontology annotation, molecular function: alpha-L-fucosidase activity. The transcript is spliced from 7 exons. Bases 101 to 1570 code for a protein of 489 amino acids. Gene Ontology annotation, cellular component: lysosome. NCBI's taxonomy places the organism in Eukaryota, Metazoa, Arthropoda, Insecta, Diptera, Diopsidae.
AUAGAUCAGUCAACAUUCUGUUUUCAGCGUGGAAGCACGAAUAAUUUGAUCGUGCUGCAUUAAAAACAAAUAAAUCAUUUUAAUAUUAAAUCUAAUAAAUAUGAUUUCAAAGUGCAGCCGGCAUCUUAUCAAUUUAAUAUGUUUGUUUUUAUUACAUGUGAGCUAUGCUAAAUCAACUAUUAAAUACGAACCCAACUGGGAGAGUCUCGAUAAGCGGCCACUUCCGAACUGGUACGAUGAAGCUAAAGUAGGCAUUUUUCUACAUUGGGGUAUAUAUUCAGUGCCGAGUUUUGGCUCUGAAUGGUUCUGGACGGAUUGGAUAAAUCUUAAAUAUCCGAAUUAUGUGGAUUUUAUGAAACAAAAUUAUAAACCGUUCUUUUCAUAUCACGAAUUCGCAAGCGAUUUUACCGCCGAAUUGUUUAAUGCAACACAAUGGGCUCUGCUGUUUGAUAAUAGCGGAGCAAAAUAUGUAGUCCUAACCAGUAAACAUCAUGAUGGCUUUACACUUUGGCCUUCAAAACAGGCUUUUGGGUGGAAUUCUAUGGAUGUUGGUCCUAAACGGGAUAUUAUAAAGGAGCUAUCUGCUGCCAUACGUGAAAAAACUAACCUUAAGUUUGGCCUAUAUUACUCCUUAUUUGAGUGGUUCAAUCGCUUAUAUAUAGACGAUAAAUUGCAUAUAUUUUUACAACAAGACUAUGUCAACAACAAAAUACGCCCAGAACAGCUGGAUUUAAUCAAGCAAUAUCGACCUGAAAUUUUGUGGUCGGAUGGGGACUGGGAAGCUCCGGCUAAAUACUGGAAAUCAGAAGAAUUUAUUGCCUGGUUAUACAAUGACAGUCCCGUUCGUGAUACAAUCGUUACAAAUGAUCGUUGGGGUUUUGGUACCUCUUGCAGGCAUGGGGAUUUCUACAACUGUGCUGAUCGUUUUAAUCCUGGCAUUCUACAAAAGCAUAAGUGGGAGAAUGCACUUACUUUAGAUAAAUCUAGUUGGGGUCAACGUUUUGACGUUACAUUGGCUGAUUUUAUGACUGCGGAAGAAUUAAUAAAAGAAAUAGUGAGUACUGUGAGUUGUAAUGGAAACGUACUUAUAAAUAUAGGGCCUACAAAAUAUGGCACCAUUUUGCCGAUAUUUGAGGAGCGUUUACGUGAAAUGGGCAAAUGGCUUAAAACUAACGGUGAAGCUAUUUACGCUACUAAACCUUGGAUUUAUCAGAAUGAUUCUGUAACAUCGGGAGUUUGGUAUACAAGCAAAACUUUGGAAAGUGGAACUAUUAUAGUAUAUGCCAUUGUGCUGGACUAUCCCUACGAUACCAAUGACAUUGAUUUGUGUCCAUUCGGUAAGCAACUACAUGAAAAUAAUAAUAUUUUUCUAACAGGACUGGAUAUGGAAAAACUAUUUAAUGAAAUGGAACACAAUAUCAUUGGGGUGAAACUCCUUGGAAUGGAGGAUACUGAAAUUGAGUGGUCAACAAAUAAGACGUCUUUUCAUAUUGUUUUUCCACCUAAAAAUCACAUCGAUAAAAGGCGUUUGCAAUAUGCGUGGACUUUCAAAAUUUCACUUAAAAACUAAAAAAUUAAUAUGAACUUUGUCAUUUGUUAUAUACGUAAUUGACAAUUUUUAUAAUUUUUUUAAUAUAAACUUAAAAUUAUAUGCUUUCAAUCU